Molecule: messenger RNA, 4653 nt
Organism: Lethenteron reissneri (Far Eastern brook lamprey)
Lineage: Eukaryota; Metazoa; Chordata; Hyperoartia; Petromyzontiformes; Petromyzontidae
Gene: TBC1D31
Product: TBC1 domain family member 31
Biological process (GO): cilium assembly
Cellular component (GO): ciliary basal body
Molecular function (GO): protein binding
Source: RefSeq, a predicted model, not a curated record
GAGAAUUUUAUUAUUUUAUAUUUGUAUUAUUUUAUUAUUUCCUUCUACGUGACUUUACCGAAAGAACCAAGAAUAUAAAAUGAACUUUAUUGUCACACUGUUAUCCCCACCUCGGCAAUGGAAUGAACUUUAUUGAUCGCGCCGAUCACGUGACGUCGGAAUAACUUUAUUGCUCCGUCCCGCCACCGUUUGAAGAUUUCGCGCGACUUCUGAACGAGACGUGAGGGGCAGACGGAGCAGAGGGAGAUGAGGAGAAUGAUGAUGAUGAGAUAACAGGGACGAGGAACGAGGUAAAGAAGACGAGAAGAACAAGGUGCGAGCAAGGCAAGAGACCCCACGAGGAGGAGUAGAGGAGGAGGAGGCGCCAUGCAGAGCGCGGAUCUCGGGAACAGGGAGCGCGGCCUUCUGUGGCACCGGAGAGCGGCCCCGGCUGCGGACGGGUCGGUGCUGCGGGUGCUGCGCUCGGUCGAGGGCUCUCACUCGCGCACCGUGAGGUUCCUCCACGCCGCGUUCGACUCCACGGGCGAAGCCUUCGUCGCUGGUGACCACCAGGGCCACGUCUACCUCCUCGACCUCGCACGCAACUCGUUCCGCCUGGUGCAGCGGACAGGGCUGGCGUGCACAGCGCUGGCGUUCUGUCUGCGCCGGCGCAGCGAGUUCCUGGUGGCGCUGUCAGACUACUCCAUCAAGUGCUUCGAUGCCGAGACGAGCGAGCUGGUGAGCUGGAUGCGCGGGCACAACUCGGCGGUGAGUUGCAUCUCGGUGCACGCAUCCGGGCGGCUGGCGCUCACCACGUCCGGAGACACCGCCCAGCUCUGGGACCUCGACACCUUCCAGCGGCGCCGGCGCCUCACCCUCAGCAACAAUGACACCUUGCAGAAGGUGUUCUUCCUGCCGAUGAGCAACACCAUCGUGAGCUGUUUGAAGAAUGGCUCCGUGUUAGGCUGGGACGGCGACUCGCUCGACUGCCGCUUCCAGCUCCCAGUGCCCCCCACUAGCGCGCGACUCGCCUACCGUGUCUUUGCGGCCACGAGGGACGGGCGGACGCUGGCAUGCGGGGGCCGCUCGGGCUGCGUGCACGUGUGGGCGCUGGAGCCGCGCCGUCUCGUCUCCGUGCUGCAGAUGCCCCCAGCGGUGCGCGCCGUGCGCCAACUGCACUACCUGAGCGACGCUUUCGACGGCGGGGCCAACCAGGUGCUGGGCGUGCUGGCGCAGGACGGUGUGGCACGCUUCGUGCACGUAGGGACGACGCAGCUGCUCUUCUCGCUGGGCAGUGGCAGCGGCGGUGGGGAUGGUGCCCUGAGCUCGCUGGUGGUGUGCCCGGCAGGCCGGAACGUGCUGGGACUCGGCGAGGACGGCGCGAUGACCCUAUAUAGCAUCGCGGCGCUAACCCACUCGCUCAAGCAGCCGCCUCUGUCACUCGUCAGGGUGGUACAGGAAUCGAAGUCGCGCGGGAAGAUGACGCCCGCCGGUGACGCCCCUCCUACACGGCGCGUCGGCUCGGGAAAAGUGCGGCGGCCCUCCCGGGUACGUGGGGAGGCCGUGGGCACGCGGGUGGAACGAGGAGGAGGUGGGCACCAGCAUGGGGAGGAGCAGGUGGAGGGGCAGGGGGAGGAAGUGCUGGAUCGGAGGCGCCUGCUCGCACUGCUCAAGGGAUUUGGGGAGUACCCGGCUAAGUACAGGUUGUUCAUCUGGCGUGCGCUGCUGCAGCUGCCGGAGAACCAUGAUGUGUACAACGCGCUGGUGGAGAAGGGCACACACCCCGCGUACGGCGCCCUGCACCGGCACUACCCCGUGCGCUCGCAUAAGCUGCUGCGCGGCCUGCAGAGGACCCUGUCGGCACUGGCGCACUGGGCGCCCAUUUUUGGAGAAACGGAGUUCCUCCCUCUCCUCGCUUUUCCCUUCGUCAAGCUCUUCCAGAACAACCAGCUCGUUUGCUUCGAGGUCCUCGCCACAGUGCUCGUGAACUGGUGCAGCCGCUGGUUUGAGUAUUUCCCGAACCCCCCUCUGAACGUGCUGGCGUGCGUGGAGAACGCACUGGCGCACCACGACCACCAGCUGCUGCAGCACUUCGUGGACCACGGAGUCACCGCGCAGGUGUACGCAUGGCCGCUGCUGGAGACGCUCUUCUCGGAGGUGCUCACGAGGGACGAGUGGCUGCGGCUCUUCGACUGGGUGCUCUCGCGGCCACCCGCAUUCCUGCCGGCUGUUGCCGCCGCCUUCUCGUCCUGCGCACGCGGGGCCCUGCUCCGCCUCACGCAGCUCGAGGACUUCCAGUUCUUCUUCCACCACCGUGGCGGCGUGGACAUUGGGCGCUUGCUGCGCGAGGCCCAGCGGCUGCUGGACACGGCACCCCAGGACGCGCAGCCAGGCCCCGCCGCCGAGGAGCAGUUCCAGCCGCUCCCGCGCGGCCUCUACCCAGUGUUCAACAAGUACCCCGAGAGCGUGGUGCAGUUCCACGCUCGGGAGCGCGACCGCAUCUGCGCUCAGGAGCUGGAGUACUUGCGGGAGAAGCAGGUUCUGCAUGAGCUGGCGGGGGAGGCGGAGCGUCGCCGUGCCGCAGACGAGGCCUGGAGCCAGCAGCAGGCGGAGCUGGUGCUCGCCGAGGAGGGAAAGCGCAAGCAGCUGCAGCUUGAGGAGCAGCGUCUGGUGGAGCAGCGGGCACGGCUGGUGGCGAUGCGGCGCGAGCUGCGUGUGAAGGAGCUGGCCAUGCUGGACGCGACGCGCCGGCGCCACGAGCAGCAGCAGCUGGCGAAGCGCCGCACCGACCUCGCCACGCUCGACCACCACAUCGAGCACACGACGCGGCUGCGAGACCAGGAGACCGAGGCGGCCAUCCAGGAGGUGGAGGUGCGGCGCUUGGAGCUGGAGACCCAGCGGCGGCUCUUUGAGCUGGACCUGGCCAAAGAACACGAGGCAGUGGACAUGCUGGUGCGUGGUGAACUGGACAUGCACCGCCGGCGGGCAGGGGAAGAAGGCGUCGACGAGACGCUGACUCGAAGCCGCACGGCGAUGGAUUUGGAGAAAAACACAUCGACCGGACAGCAGGCUGUGCACACGAGCCUGGCGACGGCGAGCGGGCUGGCGCAGGACGGCGCGUGGCGAGGGGCGCUGGCGAGCCGUGCCGCCCAGGGCGCUGCGCGGGAAGAGGCGAGGGCCGCGCUGGUGGAGCAGGGAGAGCGCGCGGUGAGGCACGAGCAGAGGCAGCUGCUGGACGCCGCGCAAGCGCUGCACAACAACCGGUGGGAGGAGGUGAGGAGGCGCUGGGAAAUCCUGGAGGUAGAACCUCCCUCGCAUGACCACGUGGCCCAGCUGGGCCCUCGUGAUGCUCUCCUGGUGGAUGAAGAGAGCACCGACCAUCCCAUGGAUUACCUGGGCGAUGUCGGACGCCGGGUUGCAACGAGCGAGUCUCUGUGGGGCAAGCACUCGCCAUCGCCCAACCGGCCGCCCACGUGCCUCAACGACCCCUCCAGAUCGGAUGCCGCCCACCCACAGAUGAGGCCACACACGGGGCUGCCGUCCCUUGGGCGUGCGGAGCGUGAUCUGCUGGGGGACGUGCGGGAGCUGCGGCGCCGUCUGGCCGCGCAAGCCCUGGCCGCACCACCCACCCUGGCGCGGCCUGCCGUGUAUCGCACUUGACCCGCCGUGUAUCGCACUUGACCCGCCGUGUAUCGCACGUGACCGAGCGAAGCGAUUGUUCCAGACUGAGCCUUGAUCUUGCUCACGACUGCAUUUGUGUUACCUUUAUAUGCAGGAUUCUGUGGUCGGUAAUGUUACCUUCAUAUGUACACGACCAUGGCCUUUGUUUUAAUCUGUUAUUGACUGCACCAGCCUCUGCUCCAUUUGUCGAUGAGACACGCAUGCUUAUACACAUGCGCACACAUGCGCACACUCUAAAAACAAAGACUGUUAAGGCAAGUGUUGCUUGCGAGCAGCUAUUUGAGCCAGUACUGCAUAGGAGAUGGUGGUGGGAUCAGCACCAUAUACAUGUCCGCCUAAAUCGAACUCAGGUUUCCAGGUUAGUUGUGCAGUGCGAUAACCUCUGUGCCAUCACUUCCCACGUACCCACAAGAACAACAACUGCUGUUCUCCACGAAGUUGCAGUGACAUCACGGUGCCUGUUCCAGGCAAGGUACACUCUUGAGACCACGUUAAGUGUCGAAGGCUCGCUAGCAGGAGGUUACAGGACAGACCCAGGUGCUAUGCGUUGAUUCAGAUGAUGGACAGAUGCACCACCUGUGACUACCCAGAUCUCAAGUAUCUGUGAGCUCACAUAGUCCAGUCUAGUUAGACCCAGGAUGGAUUGUGGGCAGGCCAGCCUAAAAUUUUCUAAACGGCACAUGUUCUUUCAAAGGGGUCCACGUUUCAUAAGCACAGAGAAGGGAGGGAAUAAUUGUGGCCGAGAAAUGUGUGGAGCGACAGGCCAGGUAGUUGCCACGCAGCAUUACGCAGCUGAUGAAAAGAUGCUUCUCAAAUGAUUUGGAGUGAGUCCCCUUGCCAAACAGGAGUACAAGCACAGAGACAAGACACCUGAUAACCCUUACCAAAUAUGGCAAAUAACACCCAGUGGCAGACGAAUGUAACAUACUUGUUAUCGAAGUGGGCUUGUGUUUAGUGUUGUAUUAAUGUAUGCCUUAUUAAAUUUAAAUUAUC